Molecule: messenger RNA, 831 nt
Organism: Aspergillus terreus NIH2624
Lineage: Eukaryota; Fungi; Ascomycota; Eurotiomycetes; Eurotiales; Aspergillaceae
Product: enoyl-CoA hydratase/isomerase family protein
Exons: 2
Coding region: 1-831 (276 amino acids)
Source: RefSeq, a predicted model, not a curated record
AUGUACUUCUCUCCACCCCCCAUCGAGGUCCCCUCCUCCUACGAAACCCUCCCUCUCGGCCAUGUCAAGGUCUCGCACUCUCCCACAGGCGCUGCAACCGCCACUCCCGUCGUGGUGGUCACCCUGAACCGGCCCGACAAGCGCAACGCCUUCACGCAGCAGAUGGCCGAGGAGCUCGAGCGAGUCUUUGGCCUGUGCGACGUCGACGAGCGCGUCAAGGCCAUCGUGCUGACCGGGGCCGGCCAUACGUUCUGCGCCGGCGCCGACCUCGAGAUCGGGUUCAGCGGGGGUGCCAAAGAGCGCACCGUCGACCACCGCGAUAGUGGCGGCCGCGUCGCCCUCGCCAUCCACAAAUGCCGCAAACCCACCAUCGCCGCGAUGCAGGGCUCGGCCGUCGGCGUCGGCAUGACCAUGGUGCUGCCGGCGGCGGUGCGCAUCGCGCACGACGCGUCCAAGUACGGCUUCGUCUUCGGCCGCCGCGGCAUCACCAUGGAGUCGUGCUCGUCGUACUUUCUCCCGCGGCUGAUCGGCUUCUCGCGCGCCAUGUACCUCGUCUCAACGGGCGCCGUGUUCCCGCCAACCUCGCCGCAUUUCGACGGGCUGUUCGCCGAGUCGCUGGCCGACCCGGCCGCGGUGCUGCCGCGCGCGCUAGAGUUGGCCACCGAGAUCGCGCAGAAUGUCAGCCCCAUGGCGUCGACGCUGAACCGGGCGCUGAUGUGGCGUGGGCCUGCAUCGCCGGAAGAGGCGCAUCUGCUCGAGUCGAGCAUUAUCUGCCAUAUGUUUGGGGCGGGGUAUGUUAUGUUCUAUUCCUUGGGGGAGGGGUUGUGCUGA